AUGGCUAGCACCUCCACCGUCGUCUCCGCGCCCGGCAAGGUCCUCUUGGCGGGCGGUUACCUCGUCCUUGACCCAGCAUACUCUGGCAUCGUCGUCUCCACAUCCUCGCGAUUCUACACCUCCAUCCAGGAUGCCGGCGCUCUCAACCCGAACUCGAUCCGCGUGCGCUCCCCGCAAUUCCUCCAGGCAUCAUGGACGUACUCGGUGCGCUUCGUAGCCGCCGACGGGACGGUGAUGGUAGAACAGGUCGUACUCGAGGAUUCCAAGAACAAGUUUGUCCAUCUGGCGCUUCAGCGCACCCUCGCCCUCGCCAUUGAGCUCAAGGGCGUCGCAGAGAUCCAGAACAAGCUCGCUCCAGGUCUCGACAUCGCCAUUGUAGGUGAUAACGACUUCUACUCGCAACGGGCGCAGCUGGCGCAGCUCGGACUCGAGCCCACAAUAGAUUCACUCAGCAAGCUUACACCAUUCGGUCCUACGGGUGUGCAGUUGAAAGACGUGCACAAGACCGGCCUUGGCUCCUCAGCAGCGCUCAUAACAUCACUGGUCACCGCGCUUCUGAUCCACCUCGAUUUCCUGCCUCGCAGUGCCUUUGCGGACGAAUCUAUAUCUGAGAGCAGACGACUUGCACACAACGUCGCCCAAUAUGUUCAUUGUUUGGCUCAAGGCAAGGUUGGCAGCGGUUUUGACGUGUCUUCGGCGGUCUUUGGAAGCCAAAAGUACACUCGGUUCAAUCCCGCGGUUCUCCAACCCCUGAUGCAAGACGAUCUCGUCCCGAAACUAGCGCCCAUUCUGUCACCAUCAAAUCCCGCAUGGGAUUACAAGGUGGAACCAUUCCAGCUUCCUCCAUCCACGCGAUUGAUGCUCGCGGACGUCGACGCUGGGAGUGACACACCUUCACUGGUGGGCAAAGUGCUGAAAUGGCGGCAAGCCGAGCCAGUCAAAGCUGCUGAAGUCUGGAACGCAUUGGACCAAGCGAACAUGAAGUUCGCGCAGGCCCUCAGACGGCUAUCACAGCUUCACGACGAAAACCCAGAAGAUUACGAUUUCGUAGUUCGUUUCGCAGCGAGCCUGCAGCCCGUUCAGGUGCGCGCUAUCUUCUUCCCGAUGACAUCUUGUCUUAAUACCCAUGCCGCCUAUCAGGAAAUUCGCACGAAAAUGCGCGAAAUGGGCAAUCUAUGUGGAGUGCCCAUCGAGCCUCCGGAACAGACCGCGCUCCUGGACGCCUGCACGUCUCAAGCGGGCGUCAUUGCCGGCGGUGUUCCCGGUGCAGGAGGCUAUGACGCUGUCUGGCUUCUUGUUCUUGAACCUCCCCAAACGGCCGACCAGCUGCCGUUCCGCCGCAUCGAACGCGUUUGGUCUACGUGGAAAGACCUGAACGUUUCGCCGCUGUCAGCCAUCGAGAGCAAAGCCAAGGGCAUACAUCUCGAGGAUAUCGAUCAGGUCAACGGCUUACGACAAGCCAUCCAUGGAUGA
Punctularia strigosozonata HHB-11173 SS5 is the source of this 1473-nucleotide messenger RNA. RefSeq names its product Phosphomevalonate kinase. Gene Ontology annotation, biological process: isopentenyl diphosphate biosynthetic process, mevalonate pathway; ergosterol biosynthetic process. The transcript is spliced from 6 exons. The record is from RefSeq and is a predicted model, not a curated record. Gene Ontology annotation, molecular function: phosphomevalonate kinase activity; ATP binding. Lineage: Eukaryota; Fungi; Basidiomycota; Agaricomycetes; Corticiales; Punctulariaceae. Bases 1 to 1473 code for a protein of 490 amino acids. Gene Ontology annotation, cellular component: peroxisome.